Messenger RNA from Penicillium canariense, 717 nucleotides. RefSeq names its product putative flavoprotein. Gene Ontology annotation, biological process: coenzyme A biosynthetic process. The record is from RefSeq and is a predicted model, not a curated record. The coding region runs from base 1 to 717 and encodes 238 amino acids. The transcript is spliced from 3 exons. Gene Ontology annotation, molecular function: FMN binding; phosphopantothenoylcysteine decarboxylase activity. NCBI's taxonomy places the organism in Eukaryota, Fungi, Ascomycota, Eurotiomycetes, Eurotiales, Aspergillaceae. Gene Ontology annotation, cellular component: phosphopantothenoylcysteine decarboxylase complex.
AUGUCAAGGAUCCGCUCUAUAGCCCCGGCAGACGCCGUCGCAGCUGCGACCGAUGAUGGCAAAACGCACCUACUUCUAGCUGCGAGUGGCUCAGUAGCCACCAUCAAGCUCCCAAACAUAAUCGGCGCCCUCUCAAAACACCGGAAUCUCUCCAUCAGGGUGAUUCUUACCACCUCUGCCACCCAUUUCUUGAAUGGGCAUUCCCCAGAACAACCCACAAUCGAAUCACUCUCCACCCUACCCAACGUCGACGGCGUCUACCUUGACCUGGAUGAGGAAGCCGAGAGUUGGGUUCGCGGCGCGGGCAUCCUGCACAUCAACCUGCGCAAGUGGGCGCAUAUCUUAGUGAUUGCACCGCUGAGCGCAAAUACGCUGGCGAAAAUUGUCAACGGUAUGUCAGAUAACCUAUUGACGAAUACAAUUCGGGCGUGGGAUACGUCGGGGCAGCUGGAUGGGAUGAAGAAGCGGAUUGUGGUGUUUCCGGCCAUGAAUGUCGCAAUGUGGUUGCAUCCGGUUACGACGCAGCAGAUAAGGGUUUUGGAGGAGGAUUGGGGGGUAAGAGAUGGGGAGAAUGGGGAGAAGCAUGGCCAGGGCUGGUUUGAGGUCUAUAGGCCUAUUGGGAAAAUGCUCGCCUGCGGAGACAUCGGAAUCGGAGGGAUGCGAGAAUGGACUGAGGUUGUUUCCAUUAUUGAAGAAAGAUUGAGACUUACUGGUUAA